Molecule: messenger RNA, 785 nt
Organism: Erythranthe guttata (spotted monkey flower)
Lineage: Eukaryota; Viridiplantae; Streptophyta; Magnoliopsida; Lamiales; Phrymaceae
Product: small ribosomal subunit protein uS15
Biological process (GO): translation
Cellular component (GO): nucleolus; cytosolic small ribosomal subunit; ribosome
Molecular function (GO): structural constituent of ribosome; small ribosomal subunit rRNA binding
Source: RefSeq, a predicted model, not a curated record
ACUCUCUAUCUCCCCGCUUGUCACUCUAGGGUUUCAACUCGUGUUCAGCUAACCGAAGCCGCCGCCGCCGUCGAUUCACUCCGCCGGGCUCCGAACAACAGCCGCUACCAUGGGUCGUAUGCACAGCCGAGGAAAGGGUAUUUCAGCAUCAGCACUUCCGUACAAGAGGACUCCGCCGAGUUGGCUCAAGAUCUCUUCUCCAGAUGUCGAAGAAAACAUCUGUAAGUUUGCAAAAAAGGGUUUGACACCUUCCCAAAUUGGUGUUAUUCUUCGUGAUUCUCAUGGUAUUGCCCAAGUGAAGAGUGUCACUGGCAGCAAGAUUUUAAGGAUUCUCAAGGCACAUGGACUUGCCCCUGAGAUUCCGGAGGAUCUUUAUCACCUCAUUAAGAAAGCUGUUGCCAUCCGGAAGCAUCUGGAGAGGAACAGAAAGGACAAGGACUCCAAGUUUAGGCUAAUUCUCGUUGAGAGCAGAAUCCACAGACUUGCUCGAUACUACAAGAAAACCAAGAAGCUUCCACCUGUCUGGAAAUAUGAAUCUACCACCGCCAGCACCCUCGUGGCGUAAGGAGUAUGUAUUGCAGAAAAUCGGAUAUUUGAUUCUGAGUAAUAUUUCGAUGAAGGAGACGUUUUUUUUAGUAUUUUAGAUACUUUUGCUUCCUUAAUUGUUGCCAUUGUCCUAUUUCUUAUUAUCUGACUAGUUUAAUCGAAGUUUUGACAGUCGAUUUUGAUUGUUAAUCACCUUGCAUGAAAUCUAUAAACAUCUUAUUUUGAAUUUUGACCGGUUA